AUGACUUCAUCAUCACGGGCAACGGGCAAGCGGCUUCCCAUAAGCUGUCAAGCUUGUCGGAACCGGAAGAUCCGAUGCUCGAGAGACGGCCGACCCUGCCAGACGUGUACACGUCGUGGCCUUGGUGCGGAAGACUGCAUCUAUCUGGGCCAGCCCCGUCUCUCUGCCGAGCAAACAGCUCCAGCAGACGCAACCGUGCAGAAGGAAUUGCUGGCGCGCAUUCGCAACCUGGAGGCGCUACUGCAGAGACAAGUCAACUCACAGUCAGGAACACCCACGGAAGGAGCGUCACCCUUAGAAGCUCCCAGUGCGACGGGCAGCUUCACUGAGUCGGAACUGGGAAUAUCACUAGAAGCGUGGAGUCGAUCUCUAUCGGGGAACAUUGGGACUCUUCAAACCUCGCAAUCUGGUCACGUUCGUUACGUCCCGCUUGCCUCCCAGUGGGAGUCGGUCGUGGCGAAGAGCUCCGCGGCAGACUGCUUGCGGGGGUCUGAUGCCGAGACUGCUGAUGAAGAUGAUCUCCAGAUCCCGUUUGCACAAAACGGAAACGUGUCUCGAGCUGAGAUUCUGGCAUUGCUUCCCCCUGGGCGACAUUGUGAUUCCCUCAAGGAAGUUUAUUUUGAAGUUUUUUCUCCGGUCUUUCACAUUCUACACGACCUGACAUUUGAUGCCGAGUAUCAGCAAUUCUGUCACGACCCCAGCAGCGUUUCCACAGCUUGGCUGGCUCUUCUCUUUGCCAUUCUCGCCAUUGCAGUCAGCGCCCUCAAGGACGACGAUCCACUACUUGCCGACCUGGGGCGUGAGCGCACAGUCAGUCGCAAUAUCAAGAUCAUCUCUGCACGAUACCGGUCCGCAGCACUGCGCUGCCUGGCUGCAGACGGAGUCAUGACGAGAGCUUCAAUCAGCUCCCUCCAAGCUCUGGUUCUAGUGGGCUAUGCUCGACUCCACCGCGGCCUCUCCUUUUGGACCCUCCUUGGUUUCACAAAACACGUCGCCAUGUCAAUGGGCUGUCACAUUGAUCCCGAACGGUUCAACCUGGGUCCCAUCGAGCGAGAAGAACGACGUCGAGUGUGGGCAGGUCUCAAGAUGCUGUACACGAUUCAAAACACUUCCUUUGGGAGUCUGGACCAGACAUUUCUUACACACGAUGUCAAAAUGCCGGCGGAUGUUGAUGAUGUGGAUCUUCUUACCAUGCCUAAUAUGUACACCAGUUCCGACAGGUCUUCCCCGGCCCUCACGCGUCCCACGCAAAUGACCUUUUUACUCAUCUCAAGUCGCCUAUACAAGAUCUCCAACCGUGUCUGCGAGUACAUCUUCACAUAUCCACAGUCUCGCUUCUCCACCUCACAGCUCGAAACUGAAAUCUUGGCCGUCCGUGAGCUGUGUGAGACCAGAUACAGCACCGAGUCGUCACUGGAAUCGCUCCCCGUGCAACACCGCGCAAACUCGAAAAUCCUCCAUGCCCACAUCCACCAGGUGCUCCUUCUGUUAUUUCGACCGACCCUGUGCCAAUUCUUGCAAGGUGAAAUUACGACCGAGACAUGCGAGGCCCGUGGGAAAUGCAUGGCGUCGGCAAAAGCUGCGCUGUCUAUCUUCCAGUCGCUCUUGCAGGACCCACAUUUCACUCCGUACAGAUGGUACACCAGUGGUCUGGGCAGCUUCCACGCAUUUCAUGCCUCUGUUGUCUUGGCUGUUGGUUUGACGAACCCGGAAAAUCAAGUGGAGUUUGAUGAGACCAAGGAAAUACUGCGAAAGGCUCUGGACAUGUUUGCCUCCUUGUCGGUGCGAAGCACCUUUUGCAGUAAAGCCAUGCCAAUCGUGCGGCAGAUCAUCGAGGUGACAUCGACACAAUAUCAACAAACCAAACGGCACGAAUCGACACUUCGAGCACAACUCCACGCUCAAGCUCAGCUUGCCUCCCAAAAUAUCGCGCAACAACCACACCUUCAGUCACUGUCUCCCUCCGUAACGCCAAACAUGACCCCCCUGUCCAUGGCCGAUAGCUUCAUGCUGACCCGCUCGCAUCCACAUCCCCAUCCACAUUCCCAAUCCCAUUCGCAAUCGAAUUCACCCGUACCAACAGUGGCCUCUUCAGAGAGCGAGCCUAGCAUGCCGCCUAAUUUUGGAAUGCAUCUUCAUCCACAGCACUGGCUCACUCCGACUUCGGUGCCAUGGGAUACUCUCAGUGCGUCUGUGGGCCAGUAUAAAUUUGAGUCGGACGUGGUAUAG
Penicillium oxalicum is the source of this 2229-nucleotide messenger RNA. RefSeq names its product Zn(II)2Cys6 transcription factor. The record is from RefSeq and is a predicted model, not a curated record. Bases 1 to 2229 code for a protein of 742 amino acids. The transcript has 3 exons. Gene Ontology annotation, molecular function: DNA binding; zinc ion binding; DNA-binding transcription factor activity, RNA polymerase II-specific. Gene Ontology annotation, biological process: DNA-templated transcription; regulation of DNA-templated transcription. Gene Ontology annotation, cellular component: nucleus. NCBI's taxonomy places the organism in Eukaryota, Fungi, Ascomycota, Eurotiomycetes, Eurotiales, Aspergillaceae.